AUUUCUUGACGCAGCAACACGCAUGCCACGCAGUCCGUCGCCAAAGGCCGCUGCCGCCGACGACUCGGGCUUCUCACUGCACGUUGUCGCUGCUUUCAUCGCGAGCGUCGCGAUCCUCUUGGCCGCGCAGUUGAUCGCGUUCACGAUUGGGCUCUGCGCCGACCGGUACUUGUUCGUGUCCGCGUUUGGCCUCACAAAUACGGGCCUUCUGGCACUACCUGCCGUGGCCUACGUCGUAUACAAGCGCGUCGUCCGGCGGCUGCGCGCGCGGCGCCACCGCCACCACAUUGUGCAAGCCAAGGGCCGACACAACUUCAGCUAAGAGCGACCACGCGUGACGCGUACGACAAUCGACCAAGAAGCAGAGACAAUACCUAGCAAACCUGCGCGCGUGAGCCCAAACAAAAGAAUGAGGCCGACGACGAACACACGGACCGUCCGCUUCGAGCACGGAGGAGACCCAAGCCCAAUAGACGAGCACGAUAUAUGCAUCAUUUGCCCUCUUCGCGACAGCUUCUUUAGCGCACAUAUGUGCUUGAUUGGGUGCCUCGAGGAGACGACGUGCGACUGCCGCCUUCGCACGAUGAUUUUACAACCCUACAUGUAACUAC
Messenger RNA from Saprolegnia diclina VS20, 611 nucleotides. RefSeq lists its product as hypothetical. The transcript is spliced from 2 exons. Lineage: Eukaryota; Oomycota; Saprolegniomycetes; Saprolegniales; Saprolegniaceae. Bases 23 to 322 code for a protein of 99 amino acids. The record is from RefSeq and is a predicted model, not a curated record.